Messenger RNA from Striga asiatica, 1040 nucleotides. Lineage: Eukaryota; Viridiplantae; Streptophyta; Magnoliopsida; Lamiales; Orobanchaceae. The record is from the annotation of a GenBank genome assembly.
AAAGAAACUACACAUUUAAUGAAUUGACUUCCUUUCAGGGCCUUCAGCCUUCGCCUCUCUUCUCAGACCAGCGAGGAAAAGGAAAAGCAGGAAAAACAAAUAAAAUCCUGUCCAGAUCCAGAGAAAUUUCAAUCCGAACCCGACCCGACCAAAAUGUUUCUAUUGGAUUGGUUUUACGGCGUGUUGGCUUCCCUCGGGCUAUGGCAGAAAGAAGCUUAGAUCUUGUUCCUCGGCCUCGACAAUGCCGGCAAAACCACGCUCCUUCACAUGCUCAAGGCCGAGAGGUUAGUACAGCAUCAGCCGACGCAAUAUCCGACGUUGGAGGAGCUGAGCAUCGGAAAAAUCAAGUUCAAGGCGUUUGAUUUGGGUGGACAUCAGAUUGCCCGUAGGGUUUGGAAGGAUUAUUAUGCCAAGGUUGAUGUUGUGGUGUACCUAGUCGACUCGUAUGACAAGGAGCGUUUUGCGGAAUCCAAAAAGGAGUUAGACGCACUCCUUUGUGAUGAGUCUCUUGUAAAUGUCCCGUUUCUUAUUCUCGGAAAUAAGAUCGACAUUCCAUAUGCUGCCUCGGAAGACGAGCUUCGGUAUCACCUCGGUCUAGCUGGCGUGACCACCGGAAAAGGGAAAGUCAACCUUGCUGAUUCCAACGUGUGCCCGUUGGAAGUGUUUGUGUGCAGCAUUGUGUGAAAGAUGGGUUAUGGUGGAGGCUUCAAAUGGAUGUCACAAUAUAUUAAAUAGCGUAAAUAGGGUUAUGAAUUGUGAUCAAAGGGGAUUCAUGAGAUCAAAGCCAUGAAUCAAAACAGAGGAAUGGAGUUAUUGUACAAAUACUGGAACUUAAACUUCAAUUCAAUAAUGUGAGAGGUGGUUUUGGGUCAUUGUUGAAGCCAUGAAAGGAUUGAAACUUUGAAGCAUUUAAAAGUGGGGCAAGUUUUAUUCAAUAUUCUUUUUUGGCUGACUUGAUAGUUGAUAGUUGAUACUACUUUCUCCAACUUUCUUGGGCAGCAUUUGUCCUCAUUGUGGUCUCAAUUAUUAUCAUUUUUAAA